Molecule: messenger RNA, 15178 nt
Organism: Drosophila miranda
Lineage: Eukaryota; Metazoa; Arthropoda; Insecta; Diptera; Drosophilidae
Gene: rg
Product: neurobeachin
Exons: 32
Coding region: 1396-13026 (3876 amino acids)
Biological process (GO): intracellular protein localization
Cellular component (GO): membrane; cytosol
Molecular function (GO): protein kinase binding
Source: RefSeq, a predicted model, not a curated record
CACUAACACUAGCAACAUUCAAAAUAUGGCCGCGGAAAAGGCAACACCAGAGUGUCGAAUUUUUUCUGAAUUCAGAAAAGUCCGUUGAUUUAUCCCACAAGAAAUAUCCGUAUUGAUAUUUUUGCAACAACAAAAAAUCACCUAAAAUAUAUAAUAUAAAAAAAGAUAUAUUUCAAUAUACCGUACCGGACGCAGCGACGGAGGUUGGCGACAAGAGGCGCAGCAGCGUAACGUAAACGAAAAUGGUUGUGCUUGUUGUUACGUGAAAGCGAGAACGAAACGCUUAUUGCCGUUUAUUUAUGAAUCAAUUCCUUCGUUCCUUCGCCCGCUAAUUGUCCGACGGACCGGCCUUCGCCUGCCUGCCACCACCACCACCCCCCGGUCCGAUACGCACUACGGCCCUACGUUAAGCGACAAUACGCCGGCAUUUUGUUGUAUUUUUUGUUAAAUUUUUUUUCCGUGUGUGUGGAGUUUACUCUAAAACAACAACAAAUAAUAACAGCAACAAACAACAGGGUGUUCAUAAACAACGGAUAAUUACACAAAAAACAAAAAAAAUGUCAACAAUAAUUUACAAAAACAAAAUAAAUAAGAAAAGUAUUUAAACAAUCAAAAAUCAUUUACAAAAAUAAAAUUAGGGUAAAAAUAAUGUUGAAAAGCAUCUACAAAAAACAGGCGGCCACAACGACAACAACAAAAACAAACGCAAAACAAAUUUGAAACUCUGUCGCUCUGUUGUGCAAUUAAAAAUAUAUAAGUUUAUAGAAAUUAAUGUAAAAAUAAUGGGAAUGCGCUGAGAGGGAAGUGCUUGAAGGCUUGCGGCAGAGAGAAGUGUGUGCGGGUGUUGCUCCCUCCUCAAUAUGUGCCCCAAGAAGUGGCAGCAACAGCAGCAGCAGCAACGACAGCGACAGCGACAGCCACAACGUGCUGCAACCGGAUAAAUUGGAAAAGUUUUUUUGUAAAAUCAAAGAAACAACAACAAAAUCCAGCCAAAAAAAGAAAAAUCUAAAAAAAAAAUAAAAUUUAAAAAAUUUUAACUAAUUUUUUUGUUUGUCUCCCCUCCAACUGCCUUGCAAUAUAUCGUAAAUUGUUUUUUGAAUAUAAAUCUAUAUAUACGUGGGUGUAUAUACUAUAUAUAGCAUUAUAUGUAUUAUAUAUUUGUGUAUCGUGUGUGCGUGUGCCGUGUAUCUAUUCGUGUGCAUUCCAUCCAUUAAUUUUAUAACUCAAUCUAUGCGAAACAAAAUACCUUAAUCUAAAUUGAAAUAAAAACAAUAAAACGAAACGCAACGUGCUGACAAUGCGUUAAAAAUAAUAUUGAAUAAUAAUACAAUCGAUAACUAAAAAAUCAAUUAAAACCCACGAAUCGAUAAAUCGAAUCAAUUUAAAUCCAAAAAAAUGGCGGACAUCAUGCGUCCGCCGUACAGCGAGAUCAAGCGGCCCGACGAAAUCGUCAGAAUGACAACAGCCGACAAUCUGAAGUUCGCCGUCCUCAUCGGCCUCAUCGAGGUGGGGCAGGUCACCAACCGCGAGGUUGUGAACACCGUACUGCAUUUGUUGGUCGGCGGCGAAUUCGAUAUGGAAUUGAAUUUUGUGAUACAGGAUGCGCAGAAUAUCAAACAUAUGCUGGAGCUAUUGGAUCAUUGUCCGCCCAAUUUGCAGGCGGAAAUUUGGAGCGUUUUCAUAGCGAUUCUGCGUAAGAGCGUCCGCAAUCUGCAGGCCUGCACAGACGUUGGUCUCAUCGAGCAUGUCCUCGUCCGGCUGCAGCGCUCCGAAACGGUUGUGGCAGAUCUGCUCAUCGAGAUGCUGGGCGUUUUGGCCAGCUACAGCAUAACGGUCAAGGAGCUGAAGCUGCUCUUCGGAACGAUGAAGGCAACGAAUGGCAAGUGGCCGCGGCACUCGGCCAAAUUGUUGAACGUCCUGCGCCAAAUGCCGCACCGCAACGGGCCCGAUGUGUUCUUCAGCUUUCCGGGCCGCAAGGGAUCGGCCAUGGUCCUGCCGCCGCUGGCCAAAUGGCCGUAUGAGAAUGGAUUUACCUUUACCACAUGGUUUCGCCUGGAUCCCAUUAAUUCGGUGAACAUUGAGCGCGAGAAGCCCUACCUCUACUGCUUCAAGACCUCUAAGGGCGUGGGCUAUACGGCGCACUUUGUGGGCAAUUGUCUGGUCCUCACAUCCAUGAAGGUGAAGGGCAAGGGCUUUCAGCAUUGCGUCAAAUACGAAUUCCAGCCGCGAAAGUGGUAUAUGAUUGCCAUUGUGUAUAUAUACAAUCGUUGGACGAAAAGCGAAAUCAAGUGCCUCGUUAAUGGACAGCUGGCCUCUUCGACCGAAAUGGCCUGGUUUGUCUCGACAAACGAUCCCUUUGACAAGUGCUAUAUUGGCGCCACGCCGGAGCUGGACGAGGAGCGUGUCUUCUGUGGCCAAAUGUCGGCCAUUUAUCUGUUCAGCGAGGCGCUGACCACCCAACAGAUCUGCGCCAUGCAUCGCCUGGGGCCGGGCUAUAAGUCGCAGUUCCGCUUCGAUAACGAAUGCUAUCUGAAUCUGCCGGACAAUCACAAGCGGGUGAGUCACUUUCAACUGUUGCCAGCCUCGUCGCUGAUGGUGGCUGGGGGACUGGGCGUCAGCGGUGGUGGGAGCGGCAGUGGAGCGGGCAGUGGCAGUGCCACCGAUGCCGCUGCGGCAGCCGCCAGCGGCCAACAGCAGUUGCAGCUGCAGUUCCAGACCCUGGCCGCCGAGCAGGUGGCUCGGGCCAUCGACUGGGCCGACGAGCGGCUCGAUCUGAAUGCGGCGUUUGUCAAGAUCCGGGCAGUGCUUACCGCACGCAAUGCCGUGACCCUGGCCGCGCUACCUGGGGCAGGAGCAGCAGCGGGAGCCACGGCUGCAUCAGCCACUGCUCCCGGAGGAGGAGCAGCAACACCCAACGAGAGCGGCAGCGGCGGUGGCAACAACAUCGUGGCUGAUCCACAGCAGCAGCACCAGCAAAGCCCAAUCCCAAGCCAGGGAUCCGCUGGCGGCACUGCGGACGAUCCGCUCGGCCAUUUGCCCACUGGAAAUGCUUCUUUUGACCAACUGCGUCGCAUGUCGAGCAGCGUGAGCAGCCUGAACACCGUAUCCGGUGCCGACACCGAGGAGAUCAACCAGCUGAAAGCUGUGCUGUACGAUGGCAAGCUGUCGAAUGCCAUUGUCUUCAUGUACAAUCCAGUGGCCACCGAUGGCCAGCUCUGUUUGCAGUCAUCCCCCAAGGGAAAUGUAUCAUACUUUGUCCACACGCCGCAUGCGCUGAUGCUGCAGGAUGUUAAGGCGGUGGUCACGCACUCGAUACACUGCACCCUCAACUCCAUUGGCGGCAUCCAGGUGCUGUUCCCGCUGUUCUCGCAGCUGGACAUGGCCCACGAGGGCAUAGGGGACAUCAAGCGGGAUCCCUCCCUUUGCUCGAAGCUGCUGGGUUUCAUCUGUGAACUGGUGGAGACAUCGCAGACGGUGCAGCAGCACAUGAUCCAGAACCGGGGCUUUCUGGUCAUCUCGUUCAUGCUGCAGCGCUCCUCCCGUGAGCAUCUCACGCUGGAGGUGCUCGGCUCGUUCCUCAAUCUGACCAAAUAUCUGGUCACGUGCCUGUCGGCCAACAGCGAUCUGCUGCUGAAACAGUUCUACCAGUUGUUCUGUUUCUCGUUUCUCACGUGGCAGCUGCUCGACCACGUGCUGUUCAACCCAGCACUGUGGAUCUACACGCCGGCGAAUGUCCAGGCCCGACUGUACUCCUAUCUGGCCACCGAGUUCCUCAGCGACACUCAGAUCUACAGCAAUGUGCGACGCGUGAGCACCGUCCUACAGACCGUGCACACCCUCAAGUACUAUUACUGGGUGGUAAAUCCACGUGCCAAGAGCGGCAUCAUACCCAAGGGCCUAGAUGGACCGCGUCCAGCGCAGAAGGAUAUACUGGCCAUACGUGCCUACAUCCUGCUGUUCCUUAAGCAACUGAUAAUGAUCGGCAACGGGGUCAAGGAGGAUGAACUGCAGAGCAUACUCAACUAUUUGACCACCAUGCAUGAGGACGAGAACCUGCACGAUGUGCUGCAAAUGCUCAUCUCAUUGAUGUCGGAGCAUCCCAGCUCCAUGGUACCUGCCUUCGAUGUGAAGCACGGCGUGCGCAGCAUCUUCAAGCUGCUGGCGGCCGAAAGUCAAUUGAUUCGCCUCCAAGCCCUCAAGCUUCUAGGGUUCUUCCUCUCGCGAAGCACACACAACGUAAACUCUUCCUCCCUGGCUAGGCGCAAGUACGACGUGAUGUCGCCCCACAAUCUCUACACACUGCUGGCCGAGCGCCUGCUGCUGUACGAGGAGUCGCUGUCGCUGCCAACCUACAAUGUCCUCUACGAGAUCAUGACGGAGCAUAUCUCGCAGCAGAUCCUCUACACACGCCACCCGGAGCCAGAGAGCCACUAUCGUCUGGAGAAUCCAAUGAUACUGAAGGUGGUGGCCACACUGAUCCGCCAGUCGAAGCAGACAGAGUCGCUGAUCGAUGUGAAGAAGCUGUUCCUGCAGGACAUGACGCUGCUGUGCAACAGCAAUCGGGAGAACCGGCGCACGGUGCUGCAGAUGUCCGUGUGGCAGGAGUGGCUCAUCGCGAUGGCGUACAUUCAUCCCAAGAACAGUGAGGAGCAGAAGAUCAGCGACAUGGUAUACUCGCUCUUCCGCAUGCUCCUGCAUCAUGCCAUCAAGCACGAGUAUGGCGGCUGGCGCGUCUGGGUGGACACCCUGGCCAUCGUCCACUCGAAGGUCUCCUACGAGGAGUUCAAGCUGCAGUUUGCCCAGAUGUACGAGCACUAUGAGCGCCAGCGCACGGACAACAUCACUGAUCCCGCUCUGCGCCAGGCCCGGCCCAUCAGCACGAUCAGCGGCUGGGAGCGCGAGGAGCUGCAGCAGCAGCAGAACGGAGGAGGAGCUGGAGCUCCACCGGCUGCCAUUCAGAGCCAGGCCACGGUGCCGGCUGUGAAGGGAGCCGUGUCCAUUGCCUCGCUGGAGGAUGUGGCCGCCGUCGUCGAGGAGGAGGACGAUAUGGAGGAGGAGACCGUCGAGGAGCUGGAAAGCUUUGAGCUACCUGUCGAUGGCGAAGUAGAUCCCCAGGACCCCGCAGAUACUGCAGAUCCCGAUCCCGAUCGCGAUCCCUCCCUCCGUCCCGGCAGCGCUGAUGGAUCUGAGGCCCCGACGGAUCAGGAGGUGCCAGCCGUGCCGCCGAGCACCAAGUCGGUCAUUGCCAACAUUUCCGACGUGUACAACGAGCAAAUCAAAACGGACGAAGCGCUCCAGGCCACGUCCACAUCCGCGUCAACUCUGGUACCGGCGCCCACCUGCAACGGCAGCCUCGAGUCGGAGCUGGAGCUGGAGAAGGAGAAGAAGCCGCAGUCAGAGGGGGAUCCCACGGCCACACCUUCGGAGGGAGGCCAGGCUGCGCUAAGGAAAGCCCUGCAGCUAGGCGACGACAUGGAUGUGGAGGAGCUAGAGCUGGCCACGGCCAAGGAUGCCCUCGAUGUGGAGCAGCAUGUGGCGCAUGUUCUGCAGUCCUCGGAGGCGGCGCUCAACGACUGCAAGCUGGUCAUGGACGAUGUCCUGCAGGAGGCCUCCUCCGUGCUGAAGGACGAGGAGAUUGAGCUGGCCGUCAACGAAGUGGUCCAGGGUGUUCUCAACAACGAGAAGAAGUCCCAGGAGCAGCAGCAGCAGCAGAAGCAGCAGGAGCCGCAGGAUAAUGUCAGUCUUCUGAAUAGCAAGAAUCUGCUCAACAACAACUACAACAACAACAAUAAUCCCAGUCCCAGUGAAGAAGAGCGCAGAGAGGUGACCACCACCAGAGCCGCAGGGGAUGGAGAGGCGGAUGCGGAGGCGGAGACGGAAACGGAGGUCAAUGCCAACGAGAUCACCAACCACAGUGCCACAGCCACUCCGCUACCGAAGAGCGAGGGUCCCGCGGAAGCAGCGGCAGAAAAAGCGAAAGCGGAAACGGAAACUGCGACGAAAGCUGAAGCGGCAGCGGCUGCGCCAGCAGAAGCGGAACCAAGCCCGAGCCCCACACUAGAAGCAACCAAUCAAAAGACUGAAGAAGCAGACAACAAGCUGAACAAUAACGAGAAAGUCGAGCAGCCAGAGAGCAGCCAGGAGAGCAUCUCCACGCCCGAGAUCAGCGUCAGUCCGGACACCAGCACAGAGCCGGAGAUCGAGGAGAAUCUUCUCCUGCUGCAGUUGGCCGAGUCCGAGGCAGAGCCCCAGUUGAAGUCCGAGGUAGAGCCCGCAGCCGAGCCAAGCGAGGAUCUGGUGGAGCUGGCAGUGCGUGAUAUUGUGGAGCAAUUGAUCGAGAAGGUGAUCGAUGCCACAGCAGCGACAGACGCCCCAGCAGCGACAGACGCCCCAGCCAAAGCCGAGACGGAGACCAACAACAACGAGCUGCCCGGCUCCAAAGGAACGGAAACGGAAGCGGAAGCGGCAGCGGCAGCCAUAGUCGUGCCUGAGGAAGAGAAACCCAAACCGGAGGAAACACCCCAAAGCGUGGCAGCCGCAGCCGAAGAAAUUGUCCACGAGGUGGUCGAGGCUGCUCUUGUCCUCGCCCAGGAAUCCCAACCAAUCCAAGAAGAGCCAGAGAAGACAGAGGAAAAGGACACUAAAACGGUAACAGAGGCCGACACCGAAACGGAAACAAAGGAGCAUGUGACGGCCAUUGUCAACGAAGUGCUGGACACACUGGUGGAGGAGACCGUGAAGGCGGUGGGCGAGACCGUCAACGUCAACAAGGUGGAGGCCUCAGAGCAGACGACCCAAACUUCACCGGCACCGCCGGAGGAGCAGCCAGAAGAGCAGCAGCCGCCUGCUACAGUGGCUCCCACGCCCGGCCGGGUCAAGCCCAUGGAGGUAGACUCGACCACCCAGACAACGCCAAAGAAUGAAGCUGGUAUCGGGGUCAUCCCUUCGCUGUUGACCCAGGAAGAAGUGCAGCUCCAGGAGGAGGAAUCCCAGACAGGGGAGACAGUGGAGGACUGUGAGGAGCCGUCGUCGGGCAUCGAGGGAAACGCUCAGCUCGAGUCCAGUCACUACGCGAAUCCAGCCAGUGGAGAGGCAAAACAGCAACAGCAGCAGCAACCGCAGCAGCAGCAGCGCUCCAAGUCCGGCUCGACGCGUCCCAUGUUCAGUCCGGGACCGACGCGUCCGCCCUUCCGCAUACCGGAAUUCAAGUGGUCGUACAUCCAUCAGCGGCUGCUCAGCGACGUGCUCUUCUCGCUGGAGACGGACAUCCAGGUGUGGCGCAGCCACUCCACCAAGAGCGUCCUGGACUUUGUCAACUCCAGCGAGAAUGCGAUCUUCGUAGUGAACACGGUGCAUCUGAUCUCCCAGUUGGCCGACAAUCUGAUCAUCGCCUGCGGUGGCCUUUUGCCUCUGUUGGCCAGUGCCACAUCUCCGAAUUCGGAGCUGGAUGUGCUGGAGCCGACGCAGGGCAUGCCCCUGGAGGUGGCCGUAUCCUUCUUGCAGCGUCUCGUUAACAUGGCCGAUGUCCUGAUCUUUGCCACCUCGCUGAACUUUGGCGAACUGGAGGCCGAGAAGAACAUGUCCAGCGGUGGGAUACUGCGCCAGUGUCUGCGUCUCGUCUGCACCUGUGCGGUGCGCAACUGCCUCGAGUGCAAGGAGCGUACCCGCUACAAUGUGGGUGCCCUCGCACGGGAUGUGCCCGGGGCGGCGCAUCUGCAGGCACUCAUACGCGGCGCCCAAGCAUCGCCAAAGAAUAUUGUGGAGUCAAUCACCGGUCAAUUAUCGCCCGUCAAGGAUCCCGAGAAGCUUCUGCAGGACAUGGACGUGAAUCGCUUGAGGGCCGUCAUCUAUCGUGAUGUGGAGGAGACGAAGCAAGCGCAGUUCCUCUCUCUGGCCAUUGUCUACUUCAUCUCCGUGCUGAUGGUGUCCAAGUACCGCGACAUUCUGGAGCCACCAGCAGAGCCACAGAUCCAGCGCCAGUCGCCGGUCCUGCAGCGCACCUCAGGCGGCGAAGCCGCCAGUGCGCGCCCUCUCUUCCCCCAAUGGUCGCACCAUGUCUACCCGCAAUUCCUGCCCGAAUCGCACCAGAAUCAUGUGGCUGCCGCCUCCUCCAUGCAACACCAGCAGCAGCAGCAACAUUACUACCACCAGCAACAGCAACAGCAGAUGCAACAACAGACAUCCCAUAACCAUAGCCACCAUCAUACGAGUAUGACGGCUGCCUACUACCAGCAACAGCAGCAGCAGGCAGCAGCUACACAACAGCAGCAGCAGCAGCAGCAUCAACAGCACCAGCAGCAGCAACAGCUUGGUGGCAACAUCUCACCCACACCCUUGGCCACGCACUCGAGCAGCUCGUCCGCAAGCUCGACAGCCACCUCGCAGCCGGCAUCGAGCUCCUCGCUUUCCUCGCUGGCCUCUCAAAGCCACCAGCAGACGCACCGGCAGCUCCACAAGCAGCAACAGCAGCAGCAGCAGCAGCAACACUACCAUCCUCACCAACAGCAGUCCCACUAUGGACUGAUCAAUGGCCAUCAGCAGCAACAGCAGCAGCAGCAGUUGAAUGGGAAGCAUUAUGGGGAGAAUGGAUCCACAGCUGGCUAUCAUCAGCAUCCGCACUCUCAUUCGCAUCCGCAUGCUUAUGUGCGCAACGGAGAGACUGCCACACAGCAGAAUAGAUUGGCAGAGUACCAGAUGCCUGGAGGAGCAGCCGCUGGCACUGCAACUGGAACUGUAGCUGGAGGAGCUAUAGCUGGAGGCCUGGUGAAUGGCCAUGCCACGGGUGGUGGCAACAACAAUAAUGCCAACAUGAUGAACAACAUGCGGAAUCUGAGAAACGGCCACAGUGCUGCCACACCAUCUGUUGGUGGAGCUGUGGUUGGGACAGGAGCUGGAUCUGGACCUGGAUCUGGAGGCGGCAUGAGCAACAUGAACAUGAACAUGGGCAUGGGAAUGGGCAUGGGAAUGGGUAUGGGGAUAGGCAUGGGAAUGGAAGGAGACGGUGAUGUUGGCGUAGGCGUAGGCGGAGGCGUGGCGUACAAGACAAACGCCAUAAACAAUAAUUACCGCUACAAUGGACAACGCACCGCAUCCGAUUCCGGCUCUGGAACAGGUGGACGCCAGAUCCAGGACAGCGACUAUGAAAUUAUUGUCGUGGAUGAGAACAAUCCGUCGGUGCUGGCGGAUAAUGAUUCGCAUUCGAGCGGACCGCCAUCGAUCAAGAGCGUCGACUCGGACGUGGGCUCCCUGAACAUGAACUCAACCGAAAACGAAGUUCCUGAGGUGGAGUCCUCCAGCGAGAUCCUGAUCGAUGACCACCACAAGCCCAGCCACUCGAACGACGAGAGCUGGACGGAUGUGAAUCUGAACGAGGAUGCCGCCGUUCAGGCGGCCAGCGCCGGAAUGGUGGUGGGACUCGUCGACAGUGGGGACAAGCACGAUCCCUCCUCGGCCACCCAUCCCCAUUCCCAGCAUGGACAGCAGGGAGGCGCCGCAGGAGCAGGCGGGCCACAGCAGCAGCAGCAGCAGCAGCAACAGCAGCACGGACCACUGGGUCAUGGGAUCAUGGGCGGAGAACGGGGCGACAAGCCCGACUCGGAGAUCUCUGUGGUGCGGGUUCCCGAUGGUUAUGGCAGCGGCUCGACGGGCUCUGCCUCCGGGGCGCCCGUAGGACCCGGCCAGGGCGUCGGCGGUGGCCAACGUCCGCGGCCCGAGGAGCUGCCAAUGAAGGCUCCGGCACUCGUGGCCCAGCUGCCGCUUACGACGCCCUCCCGGGAGGCGAGUCUCACACAGAAGCUGGAGAUCGCCCUGGGACCGGUGUGUCCGCUGCUGCGCGAGAUUAUGGUGGACUUUGCCCCGUUCCUGUCCAAGACGCUGGUCGGCUCGCACGGCCAGGAGCUGCUGAUGGAGGGCAAGGGCCUGACCACCUUCAAGAACUCGCACUCGGUGGUGGAGCUGGUGAUGCUGCUCUGCUCACAGGAGUGGCAGAACAGCCUCCAGAAGCACGCCGGCCUCGCCUUCAUCGAGCUGAUCAACGAGGGCCGUCUGCUCUCGCACGCCAUGAAGGACCACAUCGUGCGCGUGGCCAACGAAGCGGAGUUCAUCCUCAAUCGGAUGCGGGCCGACGAUGUCCUGAAACACGCCGACUUCGAGUCACAGUGCGCCCAGACGCUGCUGGAGCGGCGCGAGGAGGAGCGAAUGUGCGACCACCUCAUCACCGCUGCCCGUCGUCGGGACAAUGUCAUCGCCAGCCGCCUCCUGGAGAAGGUGCGCAACAUCAUGUGCAACCGCCACGGCGCCUGGGGCGAUGUCAAUGGUGUGGGCUCGGGCGCUGGUGUGGGGCCAGUUGCGAUUCAGAAGAGCACCUACUGGAAGCUGGAUGCCUGGGAAGACGAUGCCCGCCGGCGCAAGCGGAUGGUGCAGAACCCCCGCGGCUCCUCCCACCCGCAGGCCACGCUGAAGGCGGCCCUCGAGAACGGAGGGCCCGAGGACGCCAUACUGCAGACGCGCGACGAGUUCCACACCCAGAUCGCCGUCUCGCGGGCCCAUCCCUCGGCCCAGCACAACGGAGAGCUGCUGGACGAUGCCGAGCUGCUGAUCGAGGACCGGGAGCUGGACCUCGAUCUCACGGGGCCGGUGAACAUCAGCACGAAGGCGCGCCUGAUUGCCCCCGGACUGGUGGCCCCUGGCACCGUCUCGAUCACUAGCACGGAGAUGUUCUUUGAGGUGGACGAGGAGCAUCCGGAGUUCCAGAAGAUCGACGGCGAGGUGCUCAAGUACUGCGAUCAUCUGCACGGCAAGUGGUACUUCUCGGAGGUGCGCGCGAUCUUCUCACGCCGCUACCUGCUGCAGAACGUCGCCCUGGAGAUAUUCCUGGCGAGCCGCACCUCCAUCCUGUUCGCCUUUCCCGACCAGCACACCGUCAAGAAAGUGAUCAAGGCCCUGCCGCGUGUGGGCGUUGGCAUCAAGUACGGCAUACCGCAGACGCGUCGCGCCUCUAUGAUGUCCCCCCGCCAGCUAAUGCGCAACUCGAACAUGACCCAGAAGUGGCAGCGGCGCGAGAUCUCCAACUUCGAGUACUUGAUGUUCCUGAACACGAUCGCGGGGCGGACAUACAACGACCUCAACCAGUAUCCCAUCUUCCCCUGGGUGCUGACCAACUACGAGUCGAAGGACCUGGACCUCAGCCUGCCCUCCAACUACCGGGAUCUGUCCAAGCCGAUCGGCGCCCUGAAUCCGUCGCGUCGCGCCUACUUCGAGGAGCGGUACGAGAGCUGGGACAGCGACACCAUUCCGCCCUUCCACUACGGCACCCACUACUCGACGGCGGCCUUCACUCUCAACUGGCUGGUGCGCGUGGAGCCCUUCACGACCAUGUUCCUGGCGCUGCAGGGCGGCAAGUUCGACUAUCCGGACAGGUUGUUCUCGUCCGUGUCGCUGUCGUGGAAGAACUGCCAGCGGGACACGUCGGAUGUGAAGGAGCUGAUACCAGAGUGGUAUUUCCUGCCGGAGAUGUUCUACAAUGCCUCCGGCUACAGACUGGGACACCGCGAGGACGGGGCCCUGGUGGACGACAUCGAGCUGCCGCCGUGGGCCAAGAGCCCCGAGGAGUUCGUACGCAUCAAUCGCAUGGCCUUGGAGUCGGAGUUCGUCUCCUGCCAGCUGCACCAGUGGAUCGAUCUGAUAUUCGGCUACAAGCAGCGCGGACCCGAGGCCAUCCGGGCCACCAAUGUCUUCUACUAUCUCACCUACGAGGGCAGCGUCGAUCUGGACGGCGUCCUCGAUCCGGUGAUGCGCGAAGCGGUCGAGAACCAGAUCCGCAACUUUGGCCAGACGCCCAGCCAGCUGCUGAUGGAGCCCCAUCCGCCGCGCAGCUCCGCCAUGCAUCUCUCCCCCAUGAUGUUCAGCGCCAUGCCCGAGGAUCUGUGCCAAAUGCUCAAGUUCUACCAGAACUCGCCGGUCAUCCACAUCUCGGCCAACACGUACCCACAGCUGUCGCUGCCGUCCGUCGUCACCGUGACCGCCGGGCAUCAGUUUGCGGUCAAUCGCUGGAACUGCAACUACACCGCAUCCGUCCAGAGUCCCAGCUAUGCUGAGUCGCCCCAGUCGCCCGGUUCCAAUCAGCCGCUGACCAUCGACCCGGUUCUCGCUGUGCACGGCGCCAAUAACAACAGCAACGCGGUGAGCCGCCGCCAUUUGGGGGACAACUUCAGCCAAAUGCUGAAGAUCCGAUCCAACUGCUUUGUGACCACGGUGGAUAGCCGUUUCCUGAUUGCCUGCGGCUUCUGGGACAACAGUUUCCGCGUCUUUGCCACCGAAACGGCGAAAAUCGUACAGAUAGUGUUCGGACACUUUGGGGUGGUCACCUGCAUGGCCCGCUCGGAGUGCAACAUCACAUCCGACUGCUACAUCGCAUCGGGAUCGGCGGACUGCACGGUGCUGCUGUGGCACUGGAAUGCCCGCACCCAGAGCAUUGUGGGCGAGGGCGACGUGCCCACACCGCGGGCCACCCUCACGGGCCACGAACAGGCCGUCACCUCGGUGGUGAUCAGCGCCGAGCUGGGCCUAGUCGUCUCCGGGUCAUCCAAUGGUCCCGUGCUCAUACACACGACGUUCGGGGAUCUGCUGCGUUCGCUGGACCCGCCAUCGGAGUUUCAUUCCCCGGAGCUGAUCACCAUGUCCCGGGAGGGCUUCAUUGUGAUCAACUACGACAAGGGAAAUGUGGCCGCCUACACUAUCAAUGGCAAGAAGCUGCGCCAUGAGACGCACAACGACAAUCUGCAGUGCAUGCUGCUGUCGCGCGAUGGCGAAUACCUGAUGACCGCCGGCGAUCGUGGCAUCGUGGAGGUGUGGCGCACCUUUAACCUAGCACCACUCUAUGCCUUCCCCGCAUGCAAUGCGGGCAUACGAUCCCUGGCCUUGACACACGAUCAAAAAUAUCUGCUGGCUGGACUCUCCACGGGCUCGAUCAUUGUGUUUCACAUCGACUUUAACCGCUGGCACCACGAGUACCAGCAGCGCUACUAAUCCAAGCCACUGACAUUCCAAUCCCUGGAGAACACGCGCCGAUCGACGCCAAGGAGAAAGAGAGUGAAAGCAGAUGUACUUAAAAGAAUGAUGAAUGGAGACGGAGAGGGAGAGGGAGAGCAGCAGCGUGCGUUCGAGGAAUGGGCGUGAGAUGAUCGUUUUUUUUUCUAUAGACCUUUACAAACUUUAGGCUAGUAAGCAACACUAUGGUUUUUUUUUUGUCUAGUAAUAAUUGUGCGUUGGUGUGUUGGUCGAAAACAAAAGGAAAAUUACAAAAAAAAAAAAAAACACAAAAAAAAAACACAAAAAAAAACAGAACAGAAAAGAUAACAUUUUUUUACUAGAUUUACGAAUUGUAUGUUAGGUUAUGGCAAUGGAAAUGGCGACAGAGAAAUGUGCGGGGAAAAGAGAGGAGCAAAAGAGGAAGUAGGAAUGGAAUAAAGAGAGGUAAGGAGACGUGGAGUCGUCUGUAGGAGGUAGGAAGCGGCUUAAGUAAGUAGUUGAAAUAAGACAAAUGAAGUUAGUGUUUAUAAAACGCAAUAAGCAGUUAAUAAAUAUAAAUCUACAACUAAAUCUACAGCUAAUUCCCACAUGCAUUACUAUAAUAACAAUUGUAGCAAAGUUCUCAAAAGAAAGUAAAUCGAUAACAAGCCUAAAAAACGCAAUUAAAGGAAGCCGAAGAAGGCGGAAACGGAAGCGGAAACGGAAGCGGGAAUAUAUAAUGAAACUAAAGCGGCCAAAAGUAGGAAUGAGGGAAGCGAGGAGGAAAGAGCAAGGAAAUAAAGCCAAUUUUUAAUUAUAGCGUUAGUUCUCUGAGCCACACACAAAGCUACCCACAGAUAUACACAGAUACACGAAAACACACACAGACAUCUACAAGCAAAGUAUAGGCGAUAACUAAGAAAGGAGGGAAUAGAGAGAGAAUAAAGAGCGGAAUUUUAAUACACACAGACACUCCCACACAGACGCACACCGGCACACACACUGACACGUAUAGGUAUUUGUAGCUAAACUAAAACUAAUUCUUAGCUCCGCAAAACUAAAUCUUAAACCCCUAAAUUAUCACAGCACUGCUAAAACGGGCCACACAUAAAUAUACACGAAUAUGAAUAAAUAUAUACAUACAUUUAUCCAACCGAAUUGCAGACAUUUUGUUCUGGUUCUACCUACAAAAAAUAUCACGCAUACGCCAUGCGGCACGUCGCGCGCUUGUCUUAAAAUAAAGGGGAUAAAGGAUAAAGAAGGGGAGAAAAACCAGAAGGAAAGUUUGAUUGAUUAGUAAUUUUAAGAGCAGGCAUUAUUUAAUCUAAUUCUACUUGAUUCCACUCCACUUUUGUUGUUUAGCAAUAUAUUUUAGAUAAAAGUGAGAGAGAGAAUGAGAGAGAGAGAGAGAGAGAGAAAGAACGAGAGAAACAUGUUCAAUAACGUCCAAAAUUAGCUUAACCCCUCCCACACACACAAUUGGCUUCCCUGAAACCCCAAUCAUGUACGUCCAGAACGAAGUGUUUUAUAUUGUUAGUAGACUAUAUUUGUAUUUGUAUUUGUAUUUGUAUUUUGUGAGCCUCUAGCUACUGGUUGUCUGGAAGACAAGGCGUUGUUUGACUCUUGUUUUCUUUGCCAUUGAUUUUCAAUCGAUUUGAUAAACCAAAACUAAAACCAAACCACAAUCCAUCCACGGCGCACCACUCUGGCACUUACCGAUUAGAUAUGUAUAUACAUAAAUAUAUAUAUAUAUAUAUACAUAUAUAUAUAUAAUUACCGAUAAAACGAAUGAUAAAGAAAGAUUAUUACGAGUAAAAUAAUGAUAAUACUUCAAGUAUGAAAAUGAAUAGAGAUUAAUGGAACACGUUCGGUUGUAAAAGCGCAAAAGCGAAAUUGAAUCAAGUCCAGCUAUAAAAACCUCCCCAUAUACAUAUGCUAUGUGACAUAAUAUUUUUUUCUGAUUUGGAUCCAAUGCCUAUCAUCCGUGGAAAGGAAGUUGUCCACUUUAAGUGAAGGGCUCAAAUUUGCAUCAAGAUUUCCACUAAGAUAAUGAAUGAUAGACGAAAUGAUAGCAGCAAACAAUUUAUUUCCUAUUUCUUUGAGUGUGUGUGUGUGUUUGUGUGUGUGAGUAAAUGUCUAUGUGGAGUAUGCUUGUGUGUGUGUGUGUGUG